GCCGUCCGCUGCAUCCGUGAUUACGUUCACCUUCACCCGCGUGCGCUCUCUCUGUGCGACGACUGUCCACUGGGUUCGCUACCGCCGCCACCGUCGCCGUGCCCUACGCCAGGUGCAGAGGCCUUUCGUCGGUCUCUUCGCCGGCGGCGAGCUUCCACAAGGUGCUACGCACGCAGUACAUUUUCCAAGAGAUUUUGGUGUUGAACUCACCCAUGACACAAGCUAAGCCUGCCCCUGGUGGCAAGAGGAACUGGAGCAGUAGUGGGACUGCCGCUGGAAGGAAGAACAAGGAUAGAGGAGAUGACAAAGCAAAAGGAACCAGGGUUGCUGGUUGGAACAAGGGCGACAAGAAGAAAGAAGACAGAGGGCGCCAAGUAAGCGUGGGAUCGACGAGGGGACGGAGUGAGGGAGUGCCCCGGGUUGGUAUGAAGAGGGCUGUGUCUGGGCUUGACAGGAGGAAAAGGAAGAUCGAUGACGACUCGUGGGAUGGUGGUGGCGGUGGUGGCAAGAAUGUUUCGUCUUCCAAAUCAAGGUUUUCCAGAAAGACUGCUUCCACGAUAAGCCACCGAAAGGUUUCUCCUGGAAAAGAUGACAGAUUGAAGUCUCAGAGUUUGUAUGAGGAUGACUACCGUGCAGGGAAAAGGAGUACCAGCAAAGUUUCUGAUAUUAGUAGAGGGAUCAAGAGUCGACUGGUGAACUCUGUAGCAUCCAAAGGGAAGAAGUUCGAUGCAACCAAAGAAGUCAGGCGUACAAAGAAGGGUGGUGCUAAAGAAGUUGAUUUGGAUGAGGAAGCUGCUGAUAGCAACAAGUCAGAUGACUCGGGUCUUAUUACUGAAGAAGAGAAGCCUCGCCCUCGCCUAACUCGAGUACUGGACCGGACUGGGAAGAAAAUAAAGCCUGCUAAGAAGGUUGUAGUUCCUGACAUUGAGGAACCUGCUCCUCCUAAGAAGAGAAAGCGAAUGAAGCUAGAUCCUUAUGAUACUUCGAACAAAAGGAUUGAAGAUUCUCCUAUCCAGGAUGUUUCCAGUGCAGCGAAGGUUCUCGUGAAUUGUACACCUGAAGAAGAGACUGAAAUGUCAAUAAAUGCAAAAUUUCGUGCUAUACAGCCAAGUUCCUCAAUCCUUUCAUAUGUGGAAGAUAAUUUACUAGGUCGUAGGCGUUUAAAUGAGAUAAAAAAUGCUGGCUACAAUGUCAAGAUUUCUUCUCCUCUGGAUAAUGUUCCUUUCUCAACCAGCACAGAACGUGAACGCAUAGAAGAAAGUGAGUUCAGAAAUAAGCUGGAGUUCUUUGCUGCUGCAAAGAUCUCUUCCUCAUUCCCCGCUCCAACGCUCCCAGAGAUAGCAUUUGCAGGUGUAUCAAAUGUUGGUAAAUCCUCACUCCUCAAUUCACUUACAAGACAGUGGGGUGUUGUGCGAACAUCAGAUAAGCCUGGACUUACUCAGACAAUAAAUUUCUUUCGACUUGCAUCAAAGUUAUGUCUUGUUGAUUUACCUGGAUAUGGUUUUGCUUAUGCAAAGGACGAAGUUAAGGAGUCGUGGGAGGAGCUUGUGAAGGAAUAUGUUUCGACCAGAGUUGGCCUAGAAAGAGUGUGCCUUCUUGUUCACACUAAACGAGGAAUGAAACCAUUGGACUAUGAGCUUGUAGAUUUAAUGGAAAGGCACAAGACGCCAUACCAGAUUGUACUGACAAAGACUGAUUUAGUUUUCCCAAUAGAUGUCGCUCGCCGUGCCAUGGAAAUCCAAGAGAGCCUGAAGAGGAACAAGUCAGUGGUAAACCCAGUGAUGAUGGUGAGCUCUAAAACAGGAGCUGGCAUCCGCAACCUGAGAGGGGUGCUGGGAAAGUUAGCUCGCUUCAUCAAACCGUAGCAAAAGCUGCAGCCAACUUUGGACUCUGCAUCAGUGGAGACCGUGGGAGGAGAUUUGCAUCGGGCUGUCUUAAGUAGGUGCUGUGCUACGUCAACGCUCUAAACAGUCCACCGGCAGAAGCUUUGGCUGCAUCAGUUGAGACUAUCCAGACUUGCAGCAAGCAUUCCUAGGAAGGUUAUGAUUUGUAGCCUAGCUGUAUCACAGGCUCAGAUUCAGGUAGGAUUGAACUGUUCAACUUUUGAGUGGAUUAUGCGAUGCAGGGAUCACACUCACAGAUUAAUUCCAUGAAAUAAUUGGGUUUCACCAUUUGGAUAGUGCCAAAUUGCACCUUUAAUCUGUUAUGCAUCGUUCCUUGAUGUACAAUACAUCUUCAGUGGUGAUUCAUCAGUCAUUGAUGUUUCAUGUUCUGAGGAAAAGUUAUACCGCUUGCCGUGUAAA
Molecule: messenger RNA, 2303 nt
Organism: Sorghum bicolor (sorghum)
Lineage: Eukaryota; Viridiplantae; Streptophyta; Magnoliopsida; Poales; Poaceae
Exons: 11
Coding region: 213-1865 (550 amino acids)
Molecular function (GO): GTP binding
Source: RefSeq, a predicted model, not a curated record